This is a messenger RNA of Vitis vinifera (wine grape), 1109 nucleotides long. Its product is annotated as protein SRG1. Bases 42 to 1088 code for a protein of 348 amino acids. Lineage: Eukaryota; Viridiplantae; Streptophyta; Magnoliopsida; Vitales; Vitaceae. The record is from RefSeq and is a predicted model, not a curated record. The transcript is spliced from 4 exons.
GUUUCAGGGAUAGACAAUAUCUUUAUCUCUUGCCGACAGCUAUGGAGUCAGGACUGUCAAGCCUUGGAAGCUCUCUGCUGGUGCCUUGUGUUCAGGAGCUGGUGAAGGAGCCUCUGACAGCAGUCCCACAUCGAUACUUGCGUCCUGAACAAGACCCUCCAGUCUUAUCCAACACCACUGAUUCUAUGCCCCAUGUCCCCAUCAUCGACCUCCACCAUGCCUGCCAAGAAUGGGGCUUCUUCCAGUUGAUAAAUCAUGGAGUGAGCUCUUCAUUGGUUGAGAAAGUGAAGGCAGAGACACAAGAAUUCUUCAAUCUCCCAAUGGAUGAGAAGAAGAAGUUUUGGCAAAAGCCAGGGGAGGUGGAGGGAUUUGGACAGGCCUUCGUUGUUUCUGAGGAGCAAAAACUUGACUGGGGAGACCUCUUUUUCAUGUCUACUCUUCCAACUCACUUCAGGAAGCCCCGCUUAUUUCCCAAAUUCCCUCUUCCAUUCAGAGAUACCUUGGAAAUUUAUGUGGUUGAAAUGAGAAAUCUUGCCCUGACAAUGCUUAGCUUCAUGGAAAAAGCUCUAAAAAUAGAAGUUAAUGAGAUGAGAGAAUUGUUUGAACAAGGGUUACAGGGAAUGAGGAUGAACUACUAUCCUCCAUGUCCACAACCUGAGCAAGUCAUCGGCCAAACCCCUCAUUCGGACUCUGUUGGCCUCACUAUCCUCCUCCAAGUCAAUGAAGUGGAAGGCCUUCAGAUAAGGAAAGAUGGGAUGUGGAUUCCCAUCACACCCCUUCCUAAUGCUUUUAUUGUCAACAUUGGAGACAUUCUGGAGAUUUUCAGCAAUGGGAUUUAUAAAAGCAUCGAGCAUCGAGCAGUUGUCAACUCAGUUAAAGAGAGGCUGUCUAUUGCUACAUUUCACAGCCCACAAAUGGAUGCAGAAAUAGGUCCAGUGCCCAGUCUCAUCACUCCAGAGUUUCCAGCACUGUUCAGAAGAGUGGGGGUUGCAGAUUAUUUCAAGAAAUUAUUUUCACGGGCACUUGAUGGAAAAUCAUACCUUGAAGUCCUGAGGAUUGAUGGAAAGGAAGAAGGCCAAAACAUUUGAGCAUUGCCUAUAUAUGCAAAA